AUGGCGCCGACUCUCUCCGCCUCGGCAGCAGCCAUGCUCGCCAAACGCCAGCUUGCCCGAGCUCCGGCCUCUACCAGCUCGCUCAUGAUGGCGACGAGGAUGCUGGCCACUCCCUACCAGCAGCAGCGGGGAUAUGCGACUCCCAAGGGACCCCCGCCACAGAACUUCCGAACGAGCAAGCAGGUCGAGUGGGUGUGGGAAAAGGACAGCUUGUUGGACCGGCUGGGCAAGUACUUCCUCAUGACCGAGAUGGCCAGAGGAAUGUACGUCCUGCUGGAGCAGUUCUUCCGACCACCCUACACCAUCUACUACCCAUUCGAAAAGGGCCCCAUUUCUCCCCGAUUCCGUGGCGAACACGCGCUGAGACGAUACCCCUCUGGUGAAGAGCGAUGCAUUGCUUGCAAGCUCUGCGAGGCCAUCUGUCCUGCCCAAGCCAUUACCAUUGAAGCCGAAGAACGUGCUGAUGGCUCUCGCCGCACUACCCGCUACGAUAUCGACAUGACAAAGUGCAUCUACUGCGGUUUCUGCCAGGAGUCCUGCCCCGUCGACGCCAUCGUGGAGUCUCCCAACGCAGAGUACGCGACUGAGACCAGAGAAGAGCUGCUGUACAACAAGGAGAAGCUGCUGUCCAACGGAGACAAGUGGGAGCCUGAACUUGCUGCCGCCAUUCGCGCAGAUUCACCUUACCGAUAA
Trichoderma breve is the source of this 693-nucleotide messenger RNA. Its product is annotated as 4Fe-4S binding domain-containing protein. Gene Ontology annotation, cellular component: membrane. The transcript is spliced from 5 exons. Gene Ontology annotation, molecular function: 4 iron, 4 sulfur cluster binding; NADH dehydrogenase activity. The record is from RefSeq and is a predicted model, not a curated record. Gene Ontology annotation, biological process: mitochondrial electron transport, NADH to ubiquinone; mitochondrial respiratory chain complex I assembly. Bases 1 to 693 code for a protein of 230 amino acids. Lineage: Eukaryota; Fungi; Ascomycota; Sordariomycetes; Hypocreales; Hypocreaceae.